Molecule: messenger RNA, 2187 nt
Organism: Bombyx mandarina (wild silkworm)
Lineage: Eukaryota; Metazoa; Arthropoda; Insecta; Lepidoptera; Bombycidae
Product: transmembrane protein 53-like lethal (2) k09913
Molecular function (GO): serine hydrolase activity
Source: RefSeq, a predicted model, not a curated record
GUAGUGUGUUUAAUCAUAAAUAUGUUUUAUCUAUGAGACUAAUAGUGCUUAAACUGCUUAAUAUACGAAAUCCGUAUCUGCAUUUAAAUUGAUUAAUACUUGCUAGUUUCAUUAAAAAUAUAUCAUUCCGUAAAAAAAAUACAAAAGGUUAUUUAUAAACUAUUUAAAUUAGUGAUUGAACAAUUGAAUAUACCUUCAAUACCAAUUUCAUAAGAUUAUUGAAAAGAAAAUGGGUGUGUUUAGAAAAUUUGUUUCGCAUGCAUUUAACAAUGGAAAAAUUGGUAUGAAGAGCAGCGGAAAAUCUUCGCCGUUUCGUUCUCUGCUAUCAUGCGCUCCGGUAGCGAUGGUAGGCUUCGAGCGUAGCGCUCAUUCCCAGGACAUCACGAAGAACAUUCAAUACAUCAGCAACGAGAAAGUCAAACUAACAACGGAUCCGAAAACAAUGAAACUGGACCAGCAAAGAGACAGGCCUCUCUGCAUAAUGAUCAACUGGCUGCUGGCCCGACAGAAGCACGUUAUGAAAUACGCGACGUUGUACUUGGAGCAGGGGUUCGACGUGCUCUCGGUGUCGUGCACUCCGUGGCAGCUAAUGUGGCCCAUGAAGGGAUCGCAGCUAGUUGCCGGUGACGUUCUCAAAUUCAUGGCUUCGAACGAGAAUGAGCAGCCCCUCGUGGUGCACGGGUUCUCGAUUGCUGGAUACAUGUGGGGAGAAGUUUACGUGCACGUCAUGAAUAAUAGGAAGAUGUACCAACCGGUAAUGGACCGCAUCGCGGCGCAGGUGUGGGACUCUGCCGCGGACAUCAGCGAGAUCACGAUCGGUGUGCCGGCCGCCGUCUUCCCGAAGAACCAGAUCAUGCAGAAUACUCUGCGGGCGUAUAUGGAAUACCACAUGAAGACGUUCUAUACGAGCGCGACGUCGCACUACAUCCGCUCGUCCCAGCUGUUCCACUCGCCGCCGUGCGCCGCGCCCGCGCUGUUCCUGCUCUCCCGCAGCGACCCCGUCGGCGCCGAGCCCAGCAACCGCAGCGUGCACGACUCCUGGUGCAGCAUGGGGAUUAAGUGCACGUGGAAGUGCUGGGAUAAGUCUCCCCACGUGCAGCAUUACACUCACCACCCGAAGGAGUACCUCACCGCCCUGUACGCGCAUCUCGACGCCAGUGGACUUAUCUCACAGCCUGAAAAAAUUCAACGAAGGAUUGCUCUCUAGCCCUCUACACAUUUAAUAAUUAGUUCUUACACGUUUUCCGAUGUUCUUUUUUUGUUUUUUUUUUUUUAUAUUUCGUUACGAUUUUAGGAAUUCGUAGUUCCUAUGGCGAGCGGUGGCGAAUGAAUGAAAUUUGAAUGAACGAAUGAAUGACAUUUGUGUGAUUUGGCGGGAAAAUUUAAAAUUCGAAAAAUCUAGUAUGUCGUUACUAGAAAAUUAAAAUUUAUACAUACUCAGAAACGUAUCCUGUUAAAAUUAAUGAUUCGCAAAAUACUGUACUCUUUAAUUUAAGUAUCAAAAUAUUCGGUCGUGUCUUUUUUUAACCCUUGUAGUGCUGAACUUGUUUUGCAGAAAUUGCUAAAAUAUUUUUUAAAAAAACCUACCUUAUAAUAUGUAGUUAUUUAUAAAAGUUAGUAACUUAUUAAUAAACGUUAUGCAUGCGCGUGCUAAGUCACGUCCGUAUAGGUCGAUACCUAUAAUCAAUCUGCAGAAUAGUCGGUAUUCCGACGGUCCGCACUUUAUACGCAUUAAUAGAGAGUCGAUAUAUCGACGGUUCGCGCUCUAAGGGUUAAAUAGCAGUCAUGAUGUUAGCUUUAGGUGAUUUUAGUGAUAUUUAAUCUUUUUACUAUUUACUACCUUUAGUUAUGCAAUUGCCGUUAUCACGUGCGCUUUUGUGUCUGACGUAUUUGACAAGGGCCUGGAAUGUAGAAAUGAAAAAUGCCUAUGAAACAAUGUCAAUUUUAUAUUGAACUAGCGACCCGCCCUCGCUUUGCUACGGAAACAUUAAAUUUUAUUAUUAAUAGCAGAGUCCCGCGAUGUUACCCGCGGUUAUUUUCGUACCGUGGGAGACGCCGCGGGGCGACGCUAGUCUAAAAAAUAGCCUAAGCUACUUAUAUCAUCAGCUACCUAUCGGUGAAAGUCUCGUCAAAAUUGGUCCAGCCGUUCCAGAGAUUAUCGAGAACAAACAAACAGACAGACAGACA